Molecule: messenger RNA, 762 nt
Organism: Cryptosporidium ubiquitum
Lineage: Eukaryota; Apicomplexa; Conoidasida; Eucoccidiorida; Cryptosporidiidae
Exons: 1
Coding region: 1-762 (253 amino acids)
Source: RefSeq, a predicted model, not a curated record
AUGAAUCUUAACAAAAGUGAAGUGAGUCUUUCAUCUUUAGAUACUUUAAAGCCUCAGUUAAGCUGUGAUACUAAUAAGGAAAAUUACCUUCAUAUAAACAACCAAAAAUCGCAAUACAUAGAAAAUAAUACUGAAACUAACAUGAAACAUGAUAAUUUUGAAAAGUCUAAUAUAAAGAAAAAAUAUAAAAAAAAUCUUGUUUGGGAUGGACCAAGGUGGGACUUGGCACAUUUUGAUCCAGCAAUGAGUGCCAGAGAAAGAAAAAAACUUGUAUAUUACGACGCCCUCUUCAACAAACUUGAGAAUAAUGUACUGCUGAAUUGCAAUGAACACAGAAAUAAAAAUUUGAAGAAUCAAAACCAGAAGAGGAGAAUUCGUAACAACAUUUCAGAUACAAAUUCCAAAAAUCAAUUGGAUGAUUUAAAAGAAAUGAAAGAGAAACACAUCGACCAUACUGAUUUAGAAACUAGUUCUAAAUCAGAGAAAUAUAGUAAAAUUAAUCAACAGAAUCCUAUGAAUUCUUAUAAUUCUGAUCAAAUUGGUAUUUUAUUAACUCCUGGUAGAAAUGUUCCACAAAGUGAAAAUAUUAAAUCAUCUAUUUUAGAAGAAUCUGAAAACUGCAUCAAAUCGACCAAAAAUAAUCAAAGUUCGGUGAAUGAAGGGGAAAACAGUAGCAUUCGAAGAUCUAAUGAUUGGAGAGUAAAGUUAUUGAAUAAAAGAUGCUCUCUACAAGCUACACCUUACAGAGCGGCGACACCGUAA